AGCAUUUGGACCCGUAAUGGAGUGGAAACUUAAGGACUGUAUUGCAGUCCAUAAACUCUUAGACAAAGUUCUUAUUGAGCAAGAUGCUGCUUUGAGAUGGAAAGUGAGAUGUGCGGAGUACUUCCCUUACUCCACCUACUUUGAAGGUAGUCGCAGCUCUGCUGUGCACAACUCACUGAACAAUCUGGACAGCAAUACCACUGUGAAUGGUGGUGCAAGCCAUCCUGAAAUCGGUGAAGGUGAAAAUUCAGUCGCAUCAAAUGGAAAGCUGGAAGCAUUUAAGAACCUUACCAUUUGAAGAUGGUAAUGCUUAUGUGCGCCGAGUGACAUCAGAGCUCAAUGUGUUUGUACUGGUGGAUUGAAUCCCGUUAGUUUUACACUGCAAAGAGUGCCUUUGCAGCUGCUGCUGGGAAAGAGAAUAUUGUGUUAGCUGUCAAAGGCAUUCCUUUGCAAAUGUGUAUAAUUUAUUUGCAGUUAUGAUUUUAGGGUUGAAGAUAUAUAUAUUCCCUUUUAAUUUCCUCACCCAUUUGGUUUAGUAGGUCUGUGGCUCCAUGGCUGUGCCCCAAAACUU
Molecule: messenger RNA, 571 nt
Organism: Hibiscus syriacus
Lineage: Eukaryota; Viridiplantae; Streptophyta; Magnoliopsida; Malvales; Malvaceae
Product: N-terminal acetyltransferase A complex auxiliary subunit NAA15-like
Exons: 2
Coding region: 17-298 (93 amino acids)
Source: RefSeq, a predicted model, not a curated record